GUGGGUUUGAAACGGUCGGUGCGCGGGGCGGCGGGAGAGCGGCGGCGGCGGGAGCGAGCACCGGGCGCGGGAGCGAGCACCGGCCGGAGCGGCGGCGGCGGGAGCGAGCACCGGGAGCGGCGGCGCGCCGGCGGAUCUCGGUGUGUGGGUGGACGGGACCGGCGGCGUCGGUUGAAGAUGCGGCCGGAGGUUUACAGAUGGAACAUAAAACCAUUGGAGAAGCAAGAGGCCACUUGGCUCUUUGCGCCUGCUCCACCGUUCGUCCAGUCGUGAGUGAUGUGUUUCACUGUAACUGUGCAAAAUGUGUCUCACUACCUGCAAUACAGAAAGUUAAGAAAAGUACACCUGCCCUGACACUGCUCAGUCUUCCAGCUGACGUUUUGCUUUACGUUUUGGAAUGUCUCCCUGCUCAGGAUAUUUUGCGUUUCAGAGCGGUUAAUGGCGGAAUUCUUAAAGUUGCCACACAAGUUGACAGGGUGGUUAAGGAGACGUGUGGCAUGCUGGCCUUCAUUGAGUUCAAAAGCUGCAAGGUACACCCUCUCUUUAAAGCCCUUGUUGACAAUCACUCUAGUGUUUGGGCCCAUGCAAAUUUUCAGGAGAUUUGGCCGUCUCCAGUAAAUCGGUGGCUCUUUGAAAGGGCUGCAGAAAGUGGAAACUUUGAGGCUGCUGUAAAGCUUGGGAUAGCGUAUCUUUACAAUGAAGGGCUUUCAGUUUCUGAUGAAGGGCGUGCUGAAGUGAAUGGACUGAAGGCCUCCCAUUUCUUCAGUCUGGCUGAGAGUCUGAAUGUUGAUGCAAGCCCAUUUGUUUGGCUGUUCAUUAGACCACCGUGGUCUCUGACUGGCAGUUGCUGUAAGGCCGUUGUCUAUGAUAGUUUAAAGAACGAGUGCCAAUUACAAUCAGCUAAGGCGGCAUCGCUAACUUAUUGUUUGGCCAAAGUUCUGAGUCUCUUUGAGGAUGAAGAGAAGCAGAAGCAGGCUAUAUCAAUGUUCGAAGAAUCUUCUUGUCACGGGUGUUUGCCAAGUUCUUACCACUUGUGGGAGAGAAACCAUAAAGAAGCAGUGGCUGAUCCUGGGAGGUUCCUUCAGAGCCUGAGGAAAUUGCGUGAUUAUGCAACAAAAGGAUGCUGGGAAGCACAGUUGACAUUAGCCAAAGCCUGUGGAAGUGGCAGUCUGCUUGGACUGAAGUCUAAACCUAAAGAUCUUGUGGCCCAAAUUUUUCAGUCUUCCUGUCCAUCCUUCAAACAGAAAAUGUUCAAAGUACAAAAGGGCAUGAAUGACACAAUGAGGUACAUUUUAAUCGAUUGGCUCGUGGAAGUGACCAGCAUGAAGGACUUUUCCAGCUUGUGUCUGCACGUUACCGUGGCAAAUGUAGAUCGGUACCUGAUGCUGCGCUCUGUACCCAGGGGUAGACUCCAGUUGUUGGGGAUAGCCUGUAUGGUUAUCUGCACACGUUUUAUUAGUAAAGAGAUCCUCACAAUUCGCGAAGCAGUCUGGCUUACGGACAACACUUACAAGUACGAAGACCUAGUACGAAUGAUGGGAGAGAUCAUUUCUGCACUUCGAGGAAAAAUUAAAACACCUACCAUUCUGGAUUAUGCAGAAGUGCUGCUGGCAAUAUCUCCACUAGAAAGGCACACCGUCCAUCUAUUUAACUACAUCUGCGAGCUGUCACUGCUCUAUACAGACAUCUCUGUUUAUUCCCCCUCCAUGACAGCUGCUGCUGCUUUGCUAUUGGCUCGAGUGCUCCACAAGCAAGCCCUGCCAUGGUCCAGCCAGCUUACAGAAUCCACUGGAUUUACAUUAGAGAGUCUCAUUCCAUGUGUAAUAACCCUGCAUAAAAAAUGCUUCCAUAAUGAAGUGCCCAGGGAUUACAGGCAAGUCUCUCUGACUGCUGUAAAGCAAAGAUUUGAGGAUGAACGUCAUCAGCAAAUAAGCAAGGAAAAGGUGAUGGAUUACAAUGAGCUGUGUAGUCUUCUGGGAAUAAAAGAGGAAAGUGGACCUUCACCACCUUCUGUUCACACCGUUCCUGAGAUCCAGACCUUUUUGACAUCGCCUUCAGGCAACAAAACAAAACGACGAAGAGAAGAUAGUUUUCGAGAAGACAGAGGUAACUUUGUGGCAACUCCUAUUGUUGAAUUAUCUAAUCAUGAGGACACCUUCCUGGGCGACUUCGUGGAUCUGAGUUUAGACUUGUCCUGCACUGGGUAUGAAGGAGACCAGGAAAGUGAAGAGGAGAAACAUGUUGAUAUUACUGAUGCUGCUGGAGUUGAGGACGCAGCUGCGGCGAGUGGGAAUUGUGAAGCAACAGAUGAAGAGAGUGACGACAGCCUGCUGGAUGAUCAGCUGCUGCCUGGCUCACAGAGAUCUGCAGCACCAUGUGCCUUCCGAGAGCUGCAAGGGGAACUCAGCUCAGGCUACUCAUCUGUGACCAGUGAAAGCUCCUCCUCCUCAGACACCAGACAGCCGUUGCCAUCUACUUCAAGGCUGUCUCCCACAGUGGACCGCAUGAACCCAACACCUUCCUCCUUCAGCACAGAAAGCUGGCACCUGCUCCACGAAUCGGAACCCGAAGGGCACGGGAACUGGUCCCCGCCCUCUCGCAGGAGGCCUAUCAAACGCAAGAAUGGUGCAGAGCACAAUAAAGGUGACUCGAACUUGGGUUUGAGGGUCUAACAGAAAAUUGCCUCGAGCUUUGAAAACAAAUUGCUGUUCAAUUGGAAUGAAUUUGAUAUUGGUAACGUAAUUGGUUCUGUACAAUAUUGUAAGAUUUGAGUAAAAUCGAAACUAAGGGGGAAUGCACUGUGCUGAAUUGUAGUCCUAAAUGUUUUAAAAUGGCAACUUGAGCAGUCCUAGGGACUGGCAUUUUGUUUGUACUUGAUCAUCCCAUUGGUGACACUUUGGAAAUGGUGCUAAGGCUACUGUUUACAUCCCUGUAACAUUGGGAGCGUUACAUUUAAACACUUUUAUACUGAUCUCUACAUGGCUUCUUCUAGUUUUACGAGUUACAGCCCAACAUUAGACAAUUUAGGAUUGUAUAAUUUGGUACAAUGCGCACUUUUCUCAAAUGCCUAGUCAUAUCAAGGGUACUUGGGUAUUGGCCAAAAAGCCCAAUACACUGAACAAAUAAACUCUCAUUACACACCUCAUUUGGGGUGUUCUAUUUAGCUUUGGGGCUCUUUGGGCAAUGAUUUGGUUUCCAAAUUGAUGUGUACUUUAAUUUUCAAUGUAAAAUCUGCUUUUCCUUGGCUCCCUGCAUGAGGCUAGAACCUGCCCUGACCAAAGCCUUGUCGUGUCUGUCUGUCAAUGCUGUCGUUUCUGGAUUCAGGCACUGAAAUAGUAUGUUGUUUGUUGCCACUGCCUUUCAAAAGAAAUAGACGAUGUUAAGGAGACUCUUAAGAGUCUCACUAGCUGUUCAACACUAAAGUUCAUUGUCUUUGAUAUGAGACCACGUUUACAGCUGUUUGACAAAACCACUUCACCUCAUUUUAAAGGUGAUGACACUUCUAACUGGAUCAUAUUUCUCCACAGCACUGGGUCCAGCAGUAAAUGCAGAGAGUGGUCUGUUUGUACAGUGUCUAAUGUUUGGAAAUGGUCAAUUUAGUGUUUUUCUUGGCUGCAUUUUUGUCAGUGUGAGGAAAGUAUCCUUCCAUCUAUUUGUUGGGAAUCUGUGCACGCAGUCAUUGAACUCCAGUUACUUGAAAUUCACAUUAAAUGUGUACAGCUUGAUCAAAUGGAAGCCUACUGUGCAUUUGUGCUGAAGCUAUUGAUGGACAACAGUUAAAUAAUGCAAAUGAUCACUGCUAAAAUUGAAAUAUUGGCAAGCUGUGAAAAUGAAAGCUACAGUGCAACAAUGCGUUGUAGUAGAAAGUUAUUCAGGGAACAUGUCGCAAAAAAACGCAUAAUACUUGAUGGGCAGUUAGCCCGGGAAAAUGACCAAACUAAGUGUCUUUUAAACUUUUUGAUUAUGUUGACAACCAAGUACAUUUUUAUUUGAAAUGACUUUCAUUUCAUAGUUUGUUUUCAUUGUAAAUGAAAUUCAAUGUAUUUUUGUAAAAAAAAAAGAAAAUUAAGAUGACUGCUUUGUGAUCUCACCCUUUCAAAAUAAAGGGUCUGGGUCUGGAAAAUGUGUGUUGGCACUUUGGAGCUUCAACUGGUUCUGUGGGCAAAAUCUACAAUUAUUCCUGAGUUUUUGUUUAGUAAAAUAAAUUGAAUCAAUUCUGGUUCAUGCCCCACCUUGAGUUUAAUGUUUCCUGUUUGCCUCUGAACUUGGCUUUUAAAUGUCAACUCUAUUAACAAUCUGCCAGGUGCAGAAACUCCAGGCCCAGGAAUACCUGACUUGACACAAUUGCAGCUGUCAAAUCUGAGAAACUUUUGAUGCUGGGAAAAUAAUUCAAAUUCUUGAAUUUAAAACUUCUCUGGAACCACCGUUGCUUAACUCUAAAUAUCUCACCUUGAGCAUGUUAGCACUGUAUGUGAACGUCAUUGUUAUGUACUUUCUUUUGGCUAGCCUAUCUAUUUAAUAACUGUCAAAUGUAUACUUUCUUACAUGCAGUGUCAUAGUAAAGAUGUGUUCUUCAAAGUGGUUAA
This is a messenger RNA of Pristis pectinata (smalltooth sawfish), 4586 nucleotides long. It is a transcript of the gene ccnf, whose product is annotated as cyclin F. The transcript has 19 exons. Gene Ontology annotation, molecular function: cyclin-dependent protein serine/threonine kinase regulator activity; protein binding. NCBI's taxonomy places the organism in Eukaryota, Metazoa, Chordata, Chondrichthyes, Rhinopristiformes, Pristidae. The coding region runs from base 198 to 2672 and encodes 824 amino acids. Gene Ontology annotation, cellular component: cyclin-dependent protein kinase holoenzyme complex; nucleus; centrosome. The record is from RefSeq and is a predicted model, not a curated record. Gene Ontology annotation, biological process: mitotic cell cycle phase transition; regulation of cyclin-dependent protein serine/threonine kinase activity.